AUGACAGACCGUAACCCUAAUGCCAAUGCUGUUCAAGAUAACAAGGUUAGUAUUAUCCAGGAUACCGCCAAUCCUACCCAGGAUACCACCAAUGUCACCAAUGAUACUCGCAUUCUUGAUGGCGCCGAUGUGAAGCCUAAUGUUCCUGCUGCUCCACGCUCUCUUUUGGGUAAAAAUAAGAACAAAUCCAGCGAUCCACAAGUGUCAUAUAUGGGCCCUCCCACUAGUAGUGCACAUGAGAAUCCAUUCGAGCUGGCUGCUGUGGGUAUACCUAAUAAAGAUCAAUUGAAUCAAGAUACGUUGGAGGCGGAUUACGAGUUUUUUCCGACUGGAAAUACGGAAGAUGUAAGUGGUUUUAUGAGUGGUGUUUUUGAUGUUAUGUUAGGCCAUCAUAUAAGUCUUGUCGUCAAAUUACAUUCUGUUUUACUAAUUUUAAAUUAAGCCACCUUCAGAUCUCGGACGUGACCGGCUCCCAUUCAGGCAGAACUCGAACAUCUUCACGACUCUCAAUCAAUGCCAAAUCAAUUUUCGUUCGCAUGGCCGCGAUCUACGAGCGUAGUCAUGUCCAGUACAUAACCGUGUUCAAUGUGUUCCAAAUGCUUGUGAUCAUUGCGAUGCUCAUCUUCCUAACCACCGUCUCAAUUCAGUACAAGCUACAAUUAGAUGAGGUAGUCUUAGUUUUAGCCUACCGAGAUAACCAUACUCUACCCUACUUAACUCUAUCAUGCCAUAGAGUACCUUACUUUACACCUACCGUACCCCUAGCCGCCCUACUUUACCCGACCCUACUCUAGCUUGCCCUUCACUACCCUGCCCCACCCAAAAAAACCCCUUAACUUGUCCAUUUCAGUGGUACAAACUGUAUAACAUAACCAAGCCCUGCUUCUUCGAAUGGGGCCAAUGGUCGGAAUGUUCGGCGACCUGUCGAACUGGAGAGAUACCGCCAACGAAAUUCCGCAAAGCAAUUCAAUUCAUUCAUGCCGCAGGCAAGUUGUCUGAUGUUAAAUGCGAUGCGGAGAGAUUGUCUAAAGUUAUUGUAGGUUUUUGAAGCCAUUCUUGGCUUUCUUUACUUAUAUAGUGUAACUCAUGUAUAAUGAAUAGCUUGGGGAUUGGAAAUUUGUUCGGUAUACAGCAGUUCGUUAUACAGAAGUUUCAAUGUACCUCUUGUAAUUUAUAUGUUUAAAAAAUUUUUUAAAACAAAAAUAAAAUUUCAGGACAUAGCGCCGUGUAACGUGUACCAAUGCCCAAUAAAGCUAUCGGAACUUAAAUUUGGAGACUGUCUGUACGAAGAUACGAACGAUGAAAAUCGAACUUCUUGUAUCAGAACUCGAAGGGUAUUGGAUGUAGCUCGACUGGUAAGUAUCAAAGUUGUACGAUAUAAAUCUAUCAGCAAGUAAAAAACGUUUUUGGGACUUACAAUGAAAACUUGAAUUUUUAAUUUUUUUUUGGUUACCACGAAAACUUGACUUUCCUUUUUUUGGGUCUUAUCCAGACUUGGACAUACGGCAGGGCAUCGAGGGGUUUCCUUGCUUCUGCACUGUGUCCUGCGAUGCCCUACCAUAAAAUAGGACAAAGAGCACCCUGCUUUGUGUCAACACUGGUCUAAUCAGGAAACCCUUAUUUUUAUUUUCAGAUUGAAUUGGACGGAGAUGCUACCCUGUUCGAACCAUGCGAUUGUUCAACUGCCAACAAUUGGAUUUCUCGAAUGACGCCACAGAACCUGUCACUGAUCAAUCUACAUUGA
Molecule: messenger RNA, 1744 nt
Organism: Bursaphelenchus okinawaensis
Lineage: Eukaryota; Metazoa; Nematoda; Chromadorea; Rhabditida; Aphelenchoididae
Source: the annotation of a GenBank genome assembly